Molecule: messenger RNA, 1152 nt
Organism: Rhodotorula graminis WP1
Lineage: Eukaryota; Fungi; Basidiomycota; Microbotryomycetes; Sporidiobolales; Sporidiobolaceae
Exons: 8
Coding region: 1-1152 (383 amino acids)
Source: RefSeq, a predicted model, not a curated record
AUGUCGACUUUCCUCAUGCCGACCGACGCCAUCCCGACAGACCCUGAAGCGGCAGCAGCAGCGGCGGCAGCGGCAGCAGAGCAGCUCGCGCUGUUCCAGUGGGCCGUGAGGGAGAUCACGACGCCGAUCGUCCUCGCGAGCUUCAUGGCCUGCCUCCUGUACGGCGUUCUCCUCUACAUGGCCGUCGUCUACUUCAUGCGGUUCGGCUCGUCCGACCGCCUCGCCUUCAAGCUCCUCGUCGGGUUCCUCACCCUGUCGUCUCUCGGCGACACGAUCAACGACUGCUCGUGGGCAUGGCUGUACACCGUCAAGGCCUUCACGGAUCCCGCCGUCCUCAGCAUCUUUCCGGCGCAGCUCGUAGUUUACGCGUGCAUGACGGGCAUGAACGUCCUCCUCGCCCAAGGUUUCUUCACGUGGCGCGUCCUCGUCGUCAGCAACCGCAAGAACUGGGUCCUGCCCGGCGUCAUGAUGAUCCUCCAGAUCACCGCGUGCUGCUUCGCGUUCUACCUCGCCAGCUGGGUCCGGUCGCACACGUACAUGACCGAGUUUGGCGAGGCAAAGUGGCUCAUCUAUACCUGGUUGACGACCGGCUUCAUCUGCGACGUCCUCAUCACUGCCGGAAUGACCUGGUACCUCGUCAUUCGUCCUCAACGGCUCGCCGGCGCCGCCACCAAGGCCAAGCUCUCUCGCGAGAACCCUCUCGGACGGAUCGUCAUCAAGACGAUGCAGACCAACAGCAUCUCUCUGAUCGUCCACGCCGUCACGCUCGUCGUCAUGGUUUGUCGUGGCCAGGCUCUCUGGUACUCGAUUUCCGGGUUCCAAAUGAGCAAACUCUACAGCAUCUCGCUCAUCGCGUCGCUGAACGCUCGCCACCAGGCUGGCCCGGGCGAGUCGGCCGCCUUUACCUCUCGCGAAGGUACGACGCACGCCAACGCGUCGACCAAGAACGUGCGCGCGACGUUCAGCCGGCACGGCGUCGGCGCCAACUCGGUCCCGGUCCACGUCCACGUCUCGGAGGAGGUCAAGAUCGACGACGGCGACGAGAGCGCGAGCGACUUUGUGCUCAGCAGCCCCUACUCGGUGCGGUUUGAGCGGGUGCAGGGGCUUGAGAAGGGCGACGAGCUCGAGAUGGGCCGGAAGGGGGAGUACUGA